Molecule: messenger RNA, 3572 nt
Organism: Durio zibethinus
Lineage: Eukaryota; Viridiplantae; Streptophyta; Magnoliopsida; Malvales; Malvaceae
Product: proline-rich receptor-like protein kinase PERK15
Biological process (GO): protein phosphorylation
Molecular function (GO): ATP binding; protein kinase activity
Source: RefSeq, a predicted model, not a curated record
CCCCCCCCCCCCCUUUAUUUUUUGUUCUUCUUAAAAAGCUUCCAAUCCAACAACACCAGGCAGGGCCAGCAGCGCGGCAGCAUGUGCAGAAAAACGACAAACUUUCAAACUUGAAACGCUGCAUUGCUGAAUCAAAUCCUUCAAUCUUCCGACACCCAAUUAAUCUCUUUUUCCCUCACUUCCUCUAAUUAAACCCAAAAAACUUUUAGUUUUUAGUUUUUUUUUUUCUUAAGCACUUGUUUGAUUUUUUUAGAGACUACAAUGUCAUCACCAACACCCGGGGCUACUCCAGCUCCAACAUCGUCACCGCCAUCAACAAACACUACCUCCCCACCACCACCAGCGGCCGCAACUCCGCCGCCAACCAACACUCCCUCCCCACCACCAUCCACCCCAUCUCCACCUCCAGCCACCACUUCAGCUCCUCCUCCUUCAACCACCACCCCAUCUCCCCCUCCUCCCUCCACUUCAUCACCUCCGCCAUCAUCUUCUACCUCCCCAUCGCCUCCAGGCACCACAUCUCCACCCCCAUCUUCCUCCAAUCCUUCCCCUCCGCCUCCUUCUACAUCAAUUCCAUCGCCACCACCCCCGAGCAGUUCGGGGACUCCAUCGCCACCACCACCUUCGACGAGUUCGGGGACGCCAUCUCCUCCACCGCCGUCUUCGUCUAAUUCAAGCAGUGGGGUGUCAACAGGGCUGGUAGUGGGGAUAGCAAUAGGGGGAGUGGCGAUAUUGUUGGUUUUGAGUUUGUUGUUUAUAUGUUGUAAGAAGAAGAGGAGAAGAAGAGACGAGGAAAGUUACUACGUGCCUCCUCCGCCUCCUGGGCCUAAAGAUGAUCCAUAUGGUGGCCAGCAGUAUAGGUGGCAACAAAAUCCUCCCCCACGUGCGGAUCAAUUUGGUGCAGUGCCUUCAAAGCCCACUCCUCCACCAGUUACAGCAUGGCGACCUCCUUCUCCAGGACGCUCUCCUAAGCCUUCAUCAACCCCACCUUUCGUGAGCAGCAGUGGAGGUUCCGGCUCUAAUUAUUCAGGUUCUGAAAACCCGCUGCCACCACCCUCACCUGGUAUUGCAUUAGGCUUCUCUAAGAGCACAUUUACCUAUGAGGAAUUAGCAAGGGCAACAGAUGGCUUCUCAGAUGCAAACCUUCUUGGCCAAGGUGGUUUUGGGUAUGUGCACAGAGGAGUUCUCCCGAAUGGGAAGGAAGUAGCAGUCAAGCAACUGAAGGCUGGAAGUGGGCAGGGGGAGAGAGAAUUUCAGGCAGAAGUUGAGAUUAUCAGCCGUGUUCAUCACAAACAUCUUGUAUCAUUGGUUGGAUACUGUAUCUCUGGGACAACAAGAAUGCUUGUUUAUGAGUUUGUUCCAAAUAACACUUUGGAGUUUCACUUGCAUGGAAAGGGGCGUCCUACCAUGGAUUGGCCAACUAGGAUGAAAAUUGCUUUAGGAUCUGCAAAAGGACUGGCAUAUCUUCACGAGGACUGUCAUCCUAAGAUAAUUCAUCGUGAUAUUAAGACGGCUAAUAUUCUGUUAGAUUUCAAGUUUGAGGCAAAGGUUGCUGAUUUUGGACUAGCAAAGUUUUCUUCUGAUGUCAACACUCAUGUCUCCACCAGGGUGAUGGGUACUUUUGGGUAUUUGGCUCCCGAGUAUGCUUCAAGUGGAAAACUCACGGACAAAUCAGAUGUUUUCUCUUUUGGGGUCAUGCUUUUGGAGUUGAUUACUGGACACAAACCAGUUAGCUCUUCUUAUAUGGAGGACAGUUUGGUGGACUGGGCUAGGCCUUUGCUCACAAAAGCUAUGGAUGAUGGAAACUUUGACAGUCUGGUUGAUCCAAAGUUACAAAAGGAAUAUAACCACAAUGAGAUGACUCGUAUGGUUGCAUGUGCUGCUGCUUGUGUGCGACAUUCAGCACGACGUCGACCACGAAUGAGCCAGAUACUCCGUGCUUUAGAAGGAGAUGCAUCAUUGUCUGAUCUCAAUGAAGGAAUGAGACCUGGACAAAGCAAUGUCUACAGCUCUUAUGGAAGCUCAGACUAUGACACAAGCCAGUACAAUGAAGACAUGAAAAGGUUCAGGAGGAUGGCAUUGGGCACACAGGAAUAUGGAGCUAGUAGUGAGUACAGUGAGCCCACCAGCGAAUACGGUUUAUACGCUUCUGGCUCAAGCAAUGAAGGCCAAACCACCCGGGAAAUGGAGAUGGGAAGGAUGAAGAAGAAUAGCCAAGGUUUUAGCGGAACUUCAACCUCUUGACGGUAUUGUUUUUUGUAAAGAUCCCAUUCCUAACUCUUUUUAUGACUUGGAUGUCACGUUGAUUUCAAAGUUUGGCAAGUUUUUCAUGAGAUUACACACUUUUUUAUCCAUUUGAUUUUUGAAAUUACAGUUUUUCAUUGAUUUGUAUUUAUUAGUGAUUCACACAAGGUAAACAAUGGAUACACUUUGAUUGAUUCUUUUUUUUUUGUUGCUUGAAUGUUAAUAUCAAUUUGGUUUGCCGAAACCAGACUUCCUCCAUUGAUUUGUUGUUAUUCUUCCCCUUCAGUUUGCUUGGAUUGGAAAUUUUGUAGUUAGGUUGAAUUCCCAUGUUGUGUGAGUGACAUUAGUUCCUGGCUUGUCUGCAUUUGUAUCAAGUUUCCGCCUAAGACUCACCAACUCAGAGCAUCAAUCUUUGAUCGAUGAUAUGAUUUUAAGAUUUAUCGGUGACAUAAAAUGAAAAUCUAGAAUCUUAAAUGUAACGCUCGCUCAACUAGAAAAAUGGGUUAGAUUCAGUUCAUGCUGUAACGUUCUUGUCCAACUUGUGUUAGCUUUGAAAGUGAACAAAGCUUAGCUGGCGCUGGGGGCUUUAUCUGAUCACAUGCAUGGCCAAAGAAAGCAAAAAAAAUUCUCUCCUUUUUAAAUAUUCCAAAACGAGAUUGCAGUCAAACAGCAUUACAAAAUCAUUGAAAAUGGCAAAAUGUGGCCAGCUCAUUGUGGGCUGUGGUCAGACCGUUGAGUGCCUACCAACGAACCUUACCUAUACCAAGUCAAGAUGCCAAGAGAUAGGGAAAUGGAUGACUCAUAUCCGUUCUGUCAUGGUUUGCACGUUUGGUAUAAUGUGAUGAGCUUUUAUCCAAUUCUUGGGAACCGGAAUUAUUAUUCAUUAAGCAUAUUGAAUUCUCUCUUACACAUAUGUUAUUGAAUUACAUAAUUAGAGGUAAUUUUCUCUUAUCUUCAUAUUCAAAACGGAGUUUUAAGCUCUAAACCUUGUUUCCCUUCGAAUUUUGUAUGAAUAUUAUAAUUUAAAUAUCAAGAAUUAUUAUCAAUAUCGACAGUACUUUCAAAAUUGAAACUCUAUUUUAGAAGAUUCUCAGGUUUAGGCGCCAAUGUAAUCAUACAAAACACGGUUGGCAAGGAUCUCAGGAUUAUGAUCAGUUGACGAAAUCAGAUAAAGAAUUAGAGAAGAUUUAUGGAAAACGAUGUCCAGUUAUUCAUGCUAUUCAAGUUUUCAAUUGGUAAGAUCUGCUGCGCCGAUUUCAUAAAAAUGCUCAAUAUUAAUUUCUUGUUAUAGCUAGAAACUAUAAGUGUGGAUUUCCUGAGCCCAAGCC